UAGUAACGAGGAAGUAGACAAGGUGAAAAAGGUUCUGUCGAUACCGCAAACCUUCUGCAAGAGAGUCGCUACGCAGCUUGAGAAGGAUUAUGAAGAAAUGCAAUCGUGGGACGAUGACGGAUUUUUUAAUAUUCACAGAGCAGUCAUGAACGACGAUUUUAGGCGAGUGAAGAGGCUGAUGGUGGUCCUGAACGCUUCAAAGACGAACAUCGACAUACGCACCGAGGACGGGUUGACUUCUCUCGAGCUAGCGGUCAAAUAUUGCAGUUCUGAGAGCAUAGUGAAGCUCCUACUGGACGCCGGAGCUAAGCCGAUCACCUCAGAACUACUUCACGAAUCGGCAGUAAUUCUAGCUAGCAAAUCGUCGUCCCCGUUGCUACCAUUGCUCUUAGAUUACGUGACGGAGAGCGAACUACUCAAUCAGAUGGAUUCGACAGGUUUCGCCCCAUUGCAUUAUUGCGCGAUGCACGGCAACAUGAACGGAUUGACCAGUCUGAUAUCAAAGGGCGUGGACGUGAACGUGAGGGAUCAUCGUUCGGGUCGAACGCCGUUCUUCCACGCGGUGGAAAAUAAUCACAUGAAGAUCGCUCAGAAAUUAAUACAGAGCGGCGGCAUCGCGGACAUACCGAAUUUCUCAGGACAGUCCGUGAUGUCUUUGGUCUGCGAAGCUAAGCGUUUUCUACUGAUGCCAGUACUGAGGGACAUGAUAUUUCAACUCCCUGCCAGCAAAAAUCGCUCGAACUUUUAGGUGACCUCGAAAUGUAAUAGGAAAUUUUUACGCAAGUUCGCCGUACAAUAUUGAUAUUUUCCAAGCAUAAUUUAUCCGUAUUCGUAAAUCGAAGGCUCAUGAUAAUUGUUACUCAAUUGUACACAAUCAUGAGAUUUGUUAUUAUUAUGUGAAUUAUAAAAUAACGUUCAUCUUGUUGAACAGAUAAAUUUUUUCUAAUCCCAGUCCGAAGAGAUUGUAGUAUCGUUAAAUUGUUAUUAUUUGUUAUUUGUUUUUAUAAUUUAUUAAGCAUAAUUCUGAAAAUUUUCUGUUAGUGUAAUCGUUAUGGAAAUUAUUUGGAAUGAAGAAAGAAGGA
Molecule: messenger RNA, 1082 nt
Organism: Ceratina calcarata
Lineage: Eukaryota; Metazoa; Arthropoda; Insecta; Hymenoptera; Apidae
Product: B-cell lymphoma 3 protein homolog
Exons: 3
Coding region: 98-748 (216 amino acids)
Biological process (GO): cellular response to tumor necrosis factor
Cellular component (GO): cytosol
Molecular function (GO): NF-kappaB binding
Source: RefSeq, a predicted model, not a curated record